Molecule: messenger RNA, 1518 nt
Organism: Laccaria bicolor S238N-H82
Lineage: Eukaryota; Fungi; Basidiomycota; Agaricomycetes; Agaricales; Hydnangiaceae
Gene: PDIA
Product: protein disulfide isomerase
Exons: 6
Coding region: 1-1518 (505 amino acids)
Biological process (GO): protein folding; response to endoplasmic reticulum stress
Cellular component (GO): endoplasmic reticulum
Molecular function (GO): protein disulfide isomerase activity
Source: RefSeq, a predicted model, not a curated record
AUGCGCGUAUCCACUCUUUCAUCGUCGGCGGCGUAUUUGCUGUCCCUCGCUGCCUUUGUCGUGGCUGAUGCAGCCUCUGAUGUUCUUUCUCUCAAGGCUGCCGACUUUGAAGCUGCAGUUGCGGCUGAGCCUCUGAUACUCGUCGAGUUCUUUGCACCAUGGUGUGGUCAUUGCAAGGCUUUAGCCCCCCAUUACGAGGAAGCCGCCACGGCCCUCAAGGAAAAGAAUAUCAAGCUCGCUAAAGUCGACUGUGUCGAUGAGGCUGAUCUGUGUCAAUCAAAAGGAAUUCAAGGUUACCCAACUUUGAAGAUUUACCGGUCAGGUCAGGCGACUGAGUACGCUGGUCCCAGAAAGGCGGACGGCAUCAUCAGUUAUAUGGUCAAACAAUCCCUUCCUGCUGUUUCAGAAGUCUCCUCGUCAAAUUACGCUGAAUUCCAAAAGGCGGAUAAAGUCGUCGCCAUUGCAUAUCUUACUUCAACGACCGACGCACCGGCACCCGAGUUUAGCAUCACUGCCGAAGCUCACCGCGACGACUACCUUUUCGGCAUUUCAACUGACCAGGAUGCAAUUGCCGCUGCUGGAGUGACACCUCCCGCCAUUGUCGUCUAUCGUAGCUUUGACGAGCCCAAAUCGGAGUACCCUUAUCCUAUCUCUUCAGUCACCUCCAAGGACUUGGAAGAUUGGAUUCAGGAGCUCUCCAUUCCCGUUAUUGAUGAAGUUAGCAGCGAAAAUUACGCUGUUUACGCAGGUAGUGGGAAACCUCUUGCCUACCUCUUCCUCGAUCCCACCAGCGACGGCAAGGACGCCCAUAUUGCUGCCAUCAGACCUGUAGCCCAAAAAUACAAGUCGAAAGUCAAUUUCGUCUGGAUUGACGCCCUCAAGUUCGCUGACCAUGCCAAAGCCCUAAACCUUUUGGAGCCCAAAUGGCCCGCCUUCGUUGUCCAAAACCUUGAACACCAACAUAAAUAUCCAUUUGACCAGGCCCAAGAAGUUACACCUGCCGCUGCUGCUGACUGGGUAGAGCAAUAUCUCGCAGGCAAACUCCAACCUGAACUCAAGAGUGCACCAAUCCCCGAGACCCAAGAUGAUAACACAUACACCCUUGUUGGUAAAAACUUCGAUGAAAUUGUCUUUGAUGACAAGAAGGAUGUAUUCAUUGAGUUCUACGCCUCUUGGUGCGGUCACUGCAAACGCCUCAAGCCUAUAUGGGAGAAUUUAGGCGAGAAAUACGCCGCUAUCAAGGAUCGGCUUCUCAUUGCCAAGAUGGAAGCACAAGAAAACGACUUGCCCCUUUCCGUUCCCUUCCGCAUUUCGGGUUUCCCUACAUUGAAAUUCAAGCCAGCUGGUUCCAAGGAAUUCAUUGAUUACGAGGGUGAUCGUUCAUAUGAAAGCCUAGUUGCCUUCGUGGAAGAACACGCUAAGAACUCGCUCGAGUUGCCAAAGGUCGCGGAGGCCGAGGAGGUUGUCCAAGUGCCUCUUGCAUCCGAUGCUUCGGACUCUAAGCAUGACGAGCUCUAA